AUGAAGAGAGAAGUUAUAUCGGUGCAUGUUGGUCAAGCUGGUGUGCAAAUUGGUAAUGCAUGUUGGGAAUUGUUUUGUUUAGAGCAUGGAAUUCAGCCUGAUGGUCGCAUGCCUUCGGAUAAACAAGGACAGUCCGAUGAUUCAUUUUCAACAUUUUUCUCAGAGACAGGUGCAGGUCGCCAUGUCCCUCGAGCAAUUAUGGUCGAUCUUGAACCGACGGUUGUUGAUGAAAUUCGCACUGGCACAUACAAACAACUUUUCCAUCCGGAGCAAAUGGUAACUGGGAAAGAAGAUGCUGCAAACAAUUAUGCUCGAGGACAUUACACUAUUGGCAAGGAAGUAAUUGAUUUGGUUCUUGACCGUAUUCGCCGUCUCGCCGAAAACUGCACAGGUCUGCAAGGUUUCCUCACUUUCCAUUCCUUCGGUGGUGGUACGGGUUCUGGAUUCACUUCACUCUUGAUGGAACGGUUAUCAGUUGAUUACGGAAAAAAGAGUAAGCUGGAGUUUUCAAUUUAUCCGGCACCUCAAGUGGCGACUGCAGUUGUGGAGCCAUACAACUCAAUUCUCACUACUCAUACAACUUUGGAACAUUCCGAUUGCGCUUUUAUGGUUGACAAUGAGGCCAUAUAUGAUAUUUGCCGUCGAAAUUUGGAUGUUGAAAGACCAUCAUAUACAAAUUUAAACCGUCUCAUUUCGCAGGUUGUGUCAUCAAUAACAGCCUCACUGCGUUUUGAUGGUGCAUUAAAUGUUGAUUUGACUGAAUUUCAAACAAACUUGGUACCUUAUCCACGUAUACAUUUUCCCUUGGCAACAUAUGCACCAGUUAUUUCAGCAGAAAAGGCCUACCACGAAGCCCUUUCAGUUGCUGACAUAACAAAUGCUUGUUUCGAACCGGCAAACCAGAUGGUUAAAUGUGAUCCACGACAUGGAAAAUAUAUGGCAGUAUGCUUGCUUUAUCGCGGUGAUGUUGUGCCGAAAGAUGUGAAUGCUUCAAUAGCGACCAUCAAAACUAAACGCGCCAUACAAUUUGUUGAUUGGUGCCCAACUGGCUUCAAGGUUGGGAUCAAUUAUCAACCACCAACAGUCGUGCCUGGUGGCGAUUUGGCAAAAGUACCACGAGCUGUUUGCAUGCUGGCUAAUACAACUGCUAUCGCGGAGGCUUGGGCUCGACUAGAUCAUAAAUUUGAUCUUAUGUAUGCUAAAAGAGCUUUUGUGCAUUGGUACGUUGGUGAAGGCAUGGAAGAAGGAGAAUUUUCUGAAGCACGUGAGGAUCUGGCUGCAUUAGAAAAGGAUUAUGAAGAGGUCGGUGUCGAUUCUGGUGAAGGUGAAAUAGAAGAUGAAGAGUACUAA
Messenger RNA from Dracunculus medinensis (Guinea worm), 1350 nucleotides. NCBI's taxonomy places the organism in Eukaryota, Metazoa, Nematoda, Chromadorea, Rhabditida, Dracunculidae. The record is from the annotation of a GenBank genome assembly.